AGAAGGAGGAAACAGCACGAGAAAACAUGUGAGCGCUCUGAGGACUUAGAGACAACUUUUAUUUUCUCAUGUUGUUGUGUGCCGUGCGUGCGCAAGCUGCCCAGCCGUCCCCUGCAGGAAUUACGUUUUAAAAGGAACACCAGGCUCUUUUCUGUUGGGGAUUUAUUUAUUUUUUUAUCAUUAUUUUUUGUUUGUUUGUGUGUGUACUUGAGGAUACAUUUAAUUGCUCUCGUUUGUUAUUUGCUUUUUGUAAAUGCCAAGAUAAAUCAUGUAUUCCGAAGAAGAAGCUUGUUACUUUAUUUAAAACAACUCUCCUCGUUGGGAUAUAGUUGAAUUGAGGACAGUUUCAUUUAAGAAUAAUAGUAGCUAUAGUUUUUUUUUUUCUUUUUUUAAUAUACAGAAUCUGGUGUUUGGAUAAAUACAACUAGACAGACAAACUGUUCUGCAGGGGGUCGCUUGCAUUUUGAAAAACAAGAAGAAAAAAGAGAGGAAAACUUUUUUUAAAUAUAUAUAUAUAUAUAUUUGAAACCAUGAAGCACUUACAAUUCGUGCUUGUCCUGGCCAUCGCGGCGAACGUGUGGGAGUGUGGGGACGCAAAGUUGGGUGAGAGAGGAGAGUUGAGCCCCAGGAGGAGAAGAUGCUACGACGGAAGCCUGCCCAAGCGUCUGAAGAGAAGGGAGCGAAAAGUGCUGCUGGAUGGCAGCAGCAGCAGCAGCAGCGGCGGCGGAGAAGUUUGCCACAGGUUGUACCCCCGUGUGUCCUGUUGUCCCACCAGGAGAGCCGCCUAUCAGAUGUUGCACCGCGAGGAUGAACGGAUUUUCUCCACCAACAACACAGAAUGUGGACAUCUCCUGGAGGAGAUCAAGUGUGCUCGCUGCUCCCCCAACGCCCAGGUGUUGUUCCACUCCCUGGACAUGGAUCGAAUGCCACACAGAGAGCCGGACCUGCCGCGGCUCUGCCAGGACUUCUGCCGGGAGUUCUAUUACACCUGCAGGGGGCACAUACCAGAGCUGUUCCAAGCUGAUGUGGAUGAAUUCUGCCAGUAUUAUGGGAGGAGAGGUGCCGGUUUAUGUUUCCCGGAUUACCAACGAAGACAACUGCUUGGGCAAGAUUCUAACUACUUGGAAGACGAGAAAAUGGAAGAUCUCAGCAGGAAACACAAACACAACUGCUACUGUGCUCAGGAGGUGUUGAGUGGUCUGAGGCAGCCGGUGGCUGUGGUGCACUGCGGAGAUGGCUCUCAGCGGCUUUUUGUCGUGGAGAGGGAAGGACUUGUCCGGAUACUCAACCAUAACCUUGAACUUAUCAAGGAGCCCUUCCUGGAUCUCCACAAGCUGGUGCAGAGCGGUUUGAAGAGUGGGGAUGAAAGGGGCCUGCUAAGCCUGGCAUUCCACCCCAAUUACAAGAAGAAUGGCAAGCUCUACGUCUCCUACACCACCAACCAAGAGCGCUGGGCCAUCGGACCACACGACCACAUUCUCCGUGUGGUUGAAUACACCGUUUCAAGGAAAAACCCAAACCAGGUGGACACCAGAACAGUGCGAGUCCUGAUCGAAGUGGCCGAGCUGCACAGGAAACACCUCGGAGGUCAACUCCUCUUCUCUCCUGACGGUCUGCUGCACAUCAUUCUGGGAGAUGGGAUGAUCACUCUGGACGACAUGGAGGAAAUGGAUGGGCUCAGUGAUUUCACAGGGUCGGUCCUCAGGGUAGACGUGGACACAGACGUUUGCACGUCGCCCUACUCUAUACCACGGAACAAUCCAUACUUUAACAGCACCAACCAGCCACCUGAAAUAUUUGCUCAUGGAUUACACGACCCAGGCAGGUGUGCCGUGGAUCGCCUGCAGACGGACAACGGCAGCCUUGUUAUCCUCUGCACCGACGCCAGUGGUAAAAACACGUCGGCAGGGAGAAUACUGGAAGUUUCUAAGGGGAAGGAUUAUGAAAACGAGCCUUCUGUCUAUGACCUGCAGUCCAGCGGAGGAGCACCACCCGUGGGGGGCUUCAUCUACAGGGGCUGCCAGUCGAGAAGACUGUAUGGCAGCUACGUGUUUGGAGAUAGAAAUGGAAACCUGCGGAUCCUUCAGAAGUCUCCGUUUGCCACAUCGUCAGACGGUGAGCAGUGGCAGGAAAAGGCUCUGUGUCUGGGCUCCGUCUCCUGCGGCUCGGCCCUCGUCGGGCACGUCUUGGGUUUCGGAGAGGAUGAACUCGGUGAAGUCUACAUCCUAGUGAGCAGUAAAAGCAUGGCACAGUCGCACAGUGGGAAACUCUACAAGCUGGUCGACCCAAAAAGGCCUCAUGCCCCCAAGGAGUGUCGGCGGCAGGUGGAGCCACCAGAGCUGCUAAUGACGGCUUGUUCCAGAAACUGCAAGAACGGACAUUGCACUCCGACGGGCAAGUGCUGCUGUAGCCCCGGGUGGGAGGGACCCUUCUGCCGAAUAGCUAAAUGUGAACCAGCCUGUCGCAACGGAGGCGUCUGCAUAGAGCCAAACAAGUGCCUGUGCAAGAGCGGCUACUCUGGAGCUCAGUGCGAGAAGAGCGAGCGGGGGAUGCCCAACGACCAGGAGAAGGACGGCAUCCUGGACCACAUCAUCGACAUGACCUCGUAUCUCCUGGACCUGACCAGCUACAUCGUAUAGGGGUGCGCAGAGGGGGGCCGCUCCCCGCCUCCGCCCUCACAUUGACACAGAUCUACCUACCACCGCCAGCAGACUCGAACCAAGGCGUCAUUAAUGUGGCUAUUUAAUCUCUCUCACCUGAGUGCAAACGAGCACAAACACACGGAUACACCCAGGAUCCCGUCAGACCCAAACAACAACCUCUCCCACGUCUCACCUAUAAGCUAUCUGCUCUGAGCACCAGAGUUCACGGCGGAAACGAGGCCUGCAGACACGUCUCCACCCGCCCUCAGCGGCGUCCACAGCUUCAGGAACUUCUCUGGAAAGGACUGCACCAAACCGGGACUCUGGGUCGUCUUUUCAGGGGCCACUAAACCCAUUUCAGGACCUUAGGGAUUAAAAACGUUGCUGGUGCAAAGUAGUCGUCUACACACACAGACAUGGGAGGAGCAGAAGUCAUCGGCCACAUUGCGGCGGCAGCACGUCACGUGUAAAGAUCAUGUAUCAUCUAUGAUGUAUUUAGUUAGUGGGCACAUGAUAACUAGAGCAAUCUGCAGCGUUCUCUGAGUGCUCCCCCAUCAUCAGCAUAAAGGAAGAGCAAACACACAAAGAAGCGAUUCUGAAGGAGUGUUUGUCUUCCAUGCACUGUACCCGCCUUCACCUCCCGACCGUCGUCUUUCAGGACGAAUUUAAAGCUGCAGUAACGUCCGGCUGAGCGGUUUGGACGUUGACAAACACCACGAAUCACAGGCUUCCAUCAACAAACGGAGUUCAUUGUCUCACACUGAAACUAAAGCCCAAACUCUACGCUACAAAGGGAAGAAUCAACACAGCGAUGUAUAUUUCCAAUAGAGCAUACUACUUAGCAUUGCAAAAAAAAAAAAUAUAAAAAAAAAAAUAAGAAUCUAGCAUUACUUUUACUCUCGUAGAGGAGGGUUUAUUUUUUUAAUCGUAAUAAUAUAUGGGAGAAUAUGGUGUUCCUAGAAGGCAGUUUUAAACUAAGCUUGUCGGGUCAGGUUGUACUUAUAUAUAUAUUGCAGCUUUUAAAGAGACACGUGUGUUGUUGUUUUUUUUUUUUUUUUUUGUCAGUUUAAAUGUAACGCAUGUCUGUGCCUGCAUAGAGUAAUUCCCAACAGUUGUGGGAGAGCAUCCGUUUCCCGCUGACAUCUGAUUAUAUUACCGCUGUCAAAAAUGUGUCUCCGCCGUGAGCUGAUCAAAGAUGGCGUUUGGCCUCCAGUCGGGGGGCCGAUCGUAUCCGUAAAGGGCAGAUUUCUAAUUAACCUAAGGGAAAAUAUGCAUCGUGAUUAAAGUGAAAGCUAAACACAGCUGGGAUCGUCAGGAGUCUCCUCCCGCGUCCAGACCGAGGUUCACGCAGGCUUACGCCCAUCUGCACGCACAGCUCUGUUCACUUUUUUUUUGUUUUUUUGUUUUUCUUUCUUCUACGUGUACUUUAAAAAGCAAGUCCAAUAAAUUCUGUGUUUGUCGUUCAUCUCCUGCUUUGCUCAGCUCUACCUGGGUUCAAUGUAUCAGGACGGAUUAUUCAUGCUGUAAAAUGGAGGGGGAAAAAAAAAAAUCAUAACUUUUUUAGCACUUAAUGUGAAAGUUGCAUUGUAGCUGCUGAGACGGCGGGGUGUGAAUAGAAUAACCGUUUUCAUUAUUUAAGUAGUUACACAAAUAAAAUAAUUAUUUAAGUUCUCUAUUUUGUUUUUACCAUUGUACUGUAUGUGACAUUUUUUUUUUAUUCCUGUGUUGUAAAUAAAAGUAGGGAUAACUCUUGUUUCUCCUCAGAAAUAUCAAUAUGUCUAUUAAAAUUUAUAGCAUGUCUUCAGUACUGA
Messenger RNA from Fundulus heteroclitus (mummichog), 4453 nucleotides. RefSeq names its product hedgehog interacting protein (gene hhip). The record is from RefSeq and is a predicted model, not a curated record. Lineage: Eukaryota; Metazoa; Chordata; Actinopteri; Cyprinodontiformes; Fundulidae. The coding region runs from base 531 to 2639 and encodes 702 amino acids. The transcript is spliced from 13 exons.